This is a messenger RNA of Trypanosoma rangeli, 5550 nucleotides long. RefSeq lists its product as uncharacterized. NCBI's taxonomy places the organism in Eukaryota, Euglenozoa, Kinetoplastea, Trypanosomatida, Trypanosomatidae. Gene Ontology annotation, molecular function: protein binding. Gene Ontology annotation, cellular component: spindle pole. Gene Ontology annotation, biological process: mitotic cell cycle; establishment of meiotic spindle localization; spindle organization. The transcript has a single exon. Bases 1 to 5550 code for a protein of 1849 amino acids. The record is from RefSeq and is a predicted model, not a curated record.
AUGAACGUGUUGCAAACGCGGGGUGGCACCUUUGACCCCACCUCGGCAGUCACAGGUAAAGAGACUCAUGAGGAUGCGGUGCGUAUGGAGCUUCAGGCCGAAGCCUUUGAGGCGAACGGGAGGUACAUGGAGUCUCUCCAACUGCUGGAGAAGGCUCUGCACAUUCGCUGCUACUCGCAGAAUGCGAGUUCCACGAUGCCUAUGUAUAUUGGCGAGCUCUGCGAAGCCGCCGAACGUCUUAUAGGGAAGAUCAAUGCAUACGGCGUAAGAUGCUUUAAGGAAGACAACUAUGAGACUGCAUCCACUCUGUUCGAAUAUGGAAUUGAGAUGACGGAGCCCAACGCGUUCCCGCUUCGAGAGGCGGAUGAUCGACGGCGGUAUCUGCGGGGGGUGACGUUAAACAACUACGGUUGUAUGGAGCGACGCCGCGGACAUUUUUCUGACGCUCUUUCUUUCAUAAAACGUUCGAUGGAGUGCACGGGGGAGCAGUCACCUGUGGCGUUUCUCAACAUUAGUGCCGUUCAGACCCAGUUGCGACUGUGCGAAGACGCCGUGAAAAGUGCGAUGCAGGCAAUGCAGAACCUCGGCUCCGCCCCCGAGGACUCCUCACUGCUCGCCUUGGCGCACCACAACCUCGCCAUGGCGCUUGAACCGCUUGAUGUCGUGCGAGCCCUAGAGGAGUACCAGUUGGCGUUGAGUUUGGCGCGGAACACCAUUGGUCACACAAGUGGGACGACACUGACUAUCGAACAAAACAUGACGCGGUUUAUGCAGGCGCACAAGAUAACCGAUGUCGAGAGCCGCGGAGUUGUCACUGCGGAAAACGCCACCCGAGGGUCCAGCCGCACUGAAAGGCUGUCAGAGCACCGGUCGUACUCCAUCUCACCGUGGAAUCAGACCAUUAAACACACGGUGGAACCUUCGGACAUCUUUCCUCACCCCUUCACUAUGAGCGCGGCGGAUCCCGUGGUACGAAGAAAAAUAUCUGUGACCCCCAUGUACCACCCCCCAGCCGUCUUACGAAGGCCUUCGGCACAGCUGACGUCGCGUAAGGUGCGUCCCGCGAGGAAGGACGUACCAGACCACGCGUAUUUACAGUUCCGAAAGGAGCGCAGCGUUUCACCACCGAAGGCGCCACCACGACGACAGGAAUCUCCGCAAAGGCAGUCUCAGCAGAGACCCUCCCAACUACCGCCUGUGGUUCCUUCGUUCCAAGCACGGGCGCACAAUGCCACAACUCCAGCAACAAGAGCGAAGAUUCCGCAUACUCAGCAAGUAUUUCGGGGCCUGCCGAGGCAGAGCGCGGCCCCACCGCCACCGCCAUUACAGGUGAGGAACUUGCCCACUGUCCCGCUCACAGGGCAAACUUUUCCCUCCAAAGGCGUUGGCGCCCCUCCCUUCGGCAGAGGCACUUCCGACCGCAAAACCCUCCCCAGCGUUGCUGAGCCUGUCUCCAGAACGUCUGUGAGGCCGCCUCCAGCCAACCCGACGACUCGCCAGUCCAGCAGAAACACUUCAACUCCAGAAACCGUUUAUACAGGGGGAUUUGGUAACAAAACCGCUCCGGCAUACUUGCGUAAGGAUCCCGCCACAAUCAGCACGAAGGGAAAUCCAAGGCCAUCAGUGACUAGUAUUCCAUUCGGGGCACAAUCAAAACCAGCACUCGCUAGUAUUCCUUCCGGGGCACAAUCAAAACCAGCAGUCACUAGUAUUCCGUCCGGGGCACAAUCAAAACCAGCAGUCACUACCAUUCCGUCGGGGGCACAAUCAAAACCAGCAGUCACUACUAUUCCGUCGGGGGCACAAUCAAAACCAGCCCGCUCUGUGACUCCUCAGACAAAAUCCAACUCACUUGCACCCACGCAGGCGAAGUCAUCCACUUCUGCCACGGAUCGAUUAAGGGCCACAAAGGCUGGAGUCAGUUACACGAAGCCGACGGCUGACUCGCCUUCAAAGACAUCCGGUGCAGCCCGUGGCUCACCACGCAGGACCGACGCGGAACAGGAGGCUAGAUCAGUCGUCAACAGGGCGUCUGUGGAAAAGUCCUCUGUUCCAGUAUUGUCACGUUCGGAGGCAAGCCCAACUCGACUGAAACAGGUGGGGCAUAACCUUAUUUCGUACAUGGCCGAUCGUCUGGAUAUGCUUCUGGUGGAUGAGGAGGAACUGGAGCGAAAGCACGCGAGUUCAUCAGUUAUUCAACGCGCCUACCGUAUGCACAGGGCUCGUAGAAUCCUGAACGAGAUGCGGGAGAUGCGGGGAUGUAAUCAUGUGUUGCGUGAAAUUAGAAUAACCAUUGCAACCCGCCAAAUUCAGCGAUGGUACCGAAGAUGUCUACCCACAAGAUGGGGGACUCGCUGGAAGACCAAAAGUCGGGAAGUUGUUGCCGGUGAACAGCACAAGGCAGCUAUACGCAUCCAGAAGAGGGCCCGAGUUUGGCUGGCAAAACGCAAAUUUGCGCGGAUGAAAUAUUAUGAAGAGAAUGCGGAGUACGCUGCGAUGAAGGUACAGUUGUGGUGGCGGUGCAUCAUGGCGAAGAGAGCGUUGGCGGAGCUGAAAAGGCUGCAUGAGGUCGCCAAAGGCAUUGCUGUUGAAAAGGAACGCCGCGAGUGCGCUGCCACCGUUAUCCAGAGCCACUGGAAGACGCGACAGGUGGAGCGGCAGACAAAAGCAGAAAGAUUGAGAGUCAAAGAGCUUCGGCGGAAAUAUGACGAAGCCCGCCGGAAAGCAGCAGCGGAGAAAAUCCAGACAUGGUGGUGCCUGCUCCUUGCUCGCGCAAAGCUUCAGCGGCUGAGAGAGGCACAAUUGAUCCGAGAGGCACGCCUUCGCGAGCACCAACGGAAGAUUGACGCGGCGACAAAGCUUCAGGCGUUUGGAAGAAUGAUCAUCGUAAGGAGAGAGGCAGAGCCACUGCUGACGACAGCUCGUAUAAAUGCGGCACGUGCUAUUCGUGAAAAAUGUGCAGAGAAUCAGGCGGCGUCUAAGAUUCAGCGCGCCUUCCGGGACUACUACGCCAAGGUGCAGCUGAGGCAACUUCGCCGAGACCGUCUCAGGAAGCUUAGGGAGGCGCGGUGGGCCACUCUUGUGGCUGCAACCCAGCGAAUUGGUCGCGGAUUUCGCGCCCGACAGGAACUGGGCUCUGUUCUGCAAGAGCUGAAUAUGGAGGCGAUUGAAUUCAGACGACGGGAGCGAGCUUUUGAAGUGGCGGAUUGUGCGUGGGAGACAGCGUCGGCUGGGCCCCAACCAGCGACACCUCCCACGCCUCGUGAAAAGGAUAUUGCCUUGGUGUUACGCCAAUCUUUGAACACACCAUUGAAAAAGUUUGAGACACUUCUUCCUGUCUCCGACGUGUUUCCAGGCGAUGUAAAUAAAGUGGAGGUUACUCCAACUAGGCCGGAAACUCCUCUGCGGGAUGCAGAGCACACUAUUGCAGCUGAAGAGACGCCCGAGGAAGAGCUCAAGGCGGAGCUGUCGGAUGUUGAGAAGGCUGAACAAGGGAUAGAGGAGACAUACCAGGAGGGAGAAAUUCAGAAGGAAAACCAAGAGCUAACGGCUGGGGAGGAGCAGGCUCUCGGUUUGCAGGAAACGAGGGCCCUCUUGACGGAGGAUGCGGAGGAAAAUGAGACGUCGACAAGUGUUUCACGAGAUUUACAGCACCAGGUUGGAGGGGAAGGAGUUCAGCUGCUUUCUCGUGGUGACGCUCUCGGAUCGUUGGAAUACGAAGAGGAGAUGGGAAAGAUAGAAGAGCCGGAGUUGGAACCCAGUCAGGGAGAGAAGGCGACAGAGCACUCUGAAGCAAAGUUGAUUCAAGAAGAAAGGGAUCGGUUGGAUGCACUUUACAGUGUCAUUUAUGAGUGGGAAAGGGAUGUUCUACGAAGACUGGCCAAAGAGGAGCGGAAACUGGAGGAACUGGAGUUGGACAAAAAUGUUCAACUGAAGGAAAAACCUGGGAGUUCACUGGAAGAACCCACAGCUGAGCCACGCGUCAUGUUAAGUGCUGCGGUACCUCCUGCGUCGGCGGCAGCCUCUUCGUCCUCAUUGGCAUCCUCGCCUCUCCCCCACGGAGAUGAGUUCGGGGACUCGUGCAGUUUGGAGGAGGCGUUGGCUAUUGAGCGGGAGAAGCGGCGGUGCGCCAUGGCAAAGGAGAAAAUGUUUCGCGCGGAACGGGAUGCGCUUCGCGCCAAGGCGAACGAGUACCGUCUGCAGAAAAUUGCAGCGGCUGAGAACCCGGAGGAAUUGCGUCAACUUAUCCCUCGUCCACCGCUUAGUCGCCGCCGGGUGGAAUUGCGGACGCCCACACCGUUGCAGUUGGUCUCCACCUCAGCCAUUCGGCGAAGGCAGCGGGAGCUGCAGGCGUUGGAUGCCGCGAGGAGGCAAGAUGAAGCUGCCCGGGACAUCACUCGCGUGGCCCGCGGCUGCCUAGAUCGCCGGUACUUUAAGGCCUUGAAGGCAAUAACGGAGGCGUACGUGGAGCACAGAGUGGAGCUGGACCGUGAAGAGCCCCCCGUGCUGGAUCACGAAUUGCUGCACCAGUUUGCCGAGAUGGAUCAGGCAGGGGCGGUUGAGGUGCGCAAUGUGCGGCAUACCACCGCAGUGCAGGCAUUUCUGCGGGCCGAAGCGAGUAUGAGGAUGAUUGGCGGCCUCAUGCAUCCUCCAAACUUCACGGAAGCGACCCCCACAACGAUCCCGCAGGUUGAGAGUCACCACCUUGCCUCGCUGCAAGGCUUCGUUUGUAUCGUUAGAGCAAAGCGAGAACGUGCGGGUCGUAAAGAGGCAGUGGCCGAUUACUUGUGCAGGUUGCGGAAGCUAGAGGUUGCUUCCACACUGAACAAUUUUGCGCGUGUGAUUCGCGCCAAAAAGGAGCGCGCCGCUCGUGUUUGUGCGGUGCUUCAUUACUUAAAUGAGGCAGAGGAGAGAGACGCCAUUGAGACGCAGGCUGCCAGUAAAAUUGUUGGUUUUUUGCGUAUGGUGGCAGCAGAAAAGGAGCUGUCUUGCCGCAAUGCGGCCAUAUUGGCUCAGAUGCGUGCGGAACAAGCCGCCAAAAAGUUGCUUUCUUUUAUGCGGGUAUGCCACGCCAAAAGUGAGCUGUGGAGGCGGCAACGAAUGAUAGAGGAGCAGCGCACGCUGGACAUUGAGAUUGAGGCCGUUCUGCAUUACGCGGCGAUGCGGGUACAGCGGGCGUACCGUGCCUACCGGGCGCGUCAGCUGGUGCAGGAGCGGCGCGAUGCGAAGAAGAAGUACUGGAGUACCAUUCGGGCCCAGGACGAGGAGAUUGCGGCCGCCAUGACUGCCAUUGCUGCAGAAGCAGCCGACCCGAAGGAGCUGUGGGCCAGCCUAGGCUACCACGCUGCUGAAGAGGAGUUUGAGCCGGACAGUGAUGUGGAGGAGCUGCUGCGGUGUGUAGUUAUGGUUCAACGGGCGGCACGAGGCUGGCUUGCGCGGCGGCGUGUGCAAGAACUUCAACAAAGACUUGAGAAGAACACCUCCGAGCGGCAGAAGCAGGAACGAGAGGAACCUCCAACCAGCGAAGGUAAUCAUGAAAAGGGCCACUGA